UUUCAGUACUAGCAGUGAAUUUUGGAACACAGCCAUAAUAAACAGCAAUUAUGUUCGGAUAAAAGAUCGUUUUAUUCGAUAGAAUUGUUUAUGUUUGAAUGAGAGAUAUAAAUGCAAAUCCAGAACAAGAGAUCAAAGGUUCCUAGUCAGUCUUAGUGUAGAAGAGUGCAAAUGGUUUAUACCCACAAAAAGUCGUUGCAUAAUGAAAGAGUUAUUAUGCAAGUUUUUAUUUCAAACGAUCUUUAUCUGUGACACGGACGGAUAUUUAUCUGUGACAUUUAAUAACCUUUUAUAAUUAGCAAUGUAACUCGAUAAAAAACUGGAACUGAUCAUGUACCGCUAUUUAAUGAGGUUAUAAUGUGAAAUCAAAUGCGUCUGAUAUAAAAUGAUGCGUAAUAAAAUUACUUGAUUAUUACGCAAAAUUUACUAUAAUAAUUAAUGCACAAUCAUUCUAUCGUCAUAUGCACAUCUAUAUUACCUGCUCAGGCUAUGCACAUCUAUAUUACCUGCUCAGGAAAAUAGAAUAUAAAUGCAUCUGCAUAAAGUAGCCUCUCUUGUACAAGCAUAGUCAUUAGAUUUUUUUAUGCAAUUAUAGUAUCAUUGUUAUUGUCCUUUAUUAUGACUAAGGAAAUAAUGGAGCUGCACGAGAAUCGUGCUAAAGAGCAAUUGUAUCAUAAAUUUUGGCAUAACAUACCAGAACGCUUAUCUAAGGGGGUGGAACAUUUUUUCUAUCGGCUGGGAAUGCGUGUCGCUCAAAAUCCAUACAACUGGUUAUUAGGAUGUUCUAUUGUAAUAUUACUCUGUCUCUCUGGAUUGUUUCGUUUUCGACAGGAGAAAAAUCCUGUGAAGCUUUGGUCUUCGCCAGACUCUGACUUUGCAUUAGAUACUGAAUGGCUAAUGUCACAUAUUAAAGAGGGUUUACGAAUCCAAACAUUUAUUUUGACUGGUGACAAUGUCUUAGAACAAGAAGCGCUUAUUAGGUUAAAUGAAAUAACUAAACAAAUAAUCUCUAUUCAAACACCAAUUGAGAAGAUUUCUUGGACCGAUGUUUGUAUGAAGAUUCCUUCCAUUGCUGGCUAUACGCAUAGAACAAAAAGAGAAGAUCCUCUUUCAGGAGAUGAUUUUUUUGACGAUGAUGUUACUUCAAGAAUUAAUCAAACUUCGUUUGAACCUGCUAUUCAUGCUGAUAUUAAAUUCUAUUGCGACGUAAUUAAUAGCCUGCCUAAGACUUGCCUUAUGUUCAGUAUUUUAGACAUAUGGAAUUUUGAUAGUGCUAAAAUUAAACAAGAUUCUACAGAAGAAAUUAUUAAAAAGAUAAAUACAAUAAAACUCAGUCCUACAUUGGGUCAUUCCAUGAAUUUCAGUGAACUUCUUGGAGGCAUAACUUUGGAUGAAAAAGGUAGAAUUAUUGCAGCAACAGCUAUAAAGACGCAAUUGAUGGUUCACAUUAAAUAUCUCGAUGUGGACAUGGAUAAAAGUGGAAACAACGCGGGAACUGCUGAUUGGGCAACAUUCGAGGUAUUAACUUGGGAAUCAGCUUUUCUGGAAUUUACUAAAAAGCUUUCAAACAAAUUGCAAAAUGAGAGAAAUAAUAACUCGUUGGAAUUUUAUUAUGAAGCAGGCCGAAGUUAUGGAGAUCUUAGCGGGACAACUAUGUUUCAAGACAUAGAUAAAUUGAGUUUAGGAGUUUCAUUAAUGUUCCUAUAUGUUUUGGCAAUACUUUCGAAAUAUAAUUGGGUGGAAUUGCGGUUUCUUCUUACUAGUGUUGGGCUUUUCUGUGUGGGCACUGCAUUUUUACUUGCAGUAGGAAUAUGCUCUUUAAUUGGCAUCCCAUACGGUCCAAUACAUACAUCUUUGCCGUUUUUACUUUUAGGUCUUGGAGUAGAUGAUAUUUUUGUAUUUCAUGCAUAUUGGAAACAAUUACACACUGAUGAAUUAAUGUUAAGUAAAUCACUGACAGAAAGGAUCGGACUUACGUUAGGUCGUUCCGGUUCUGCUAUUACUAUUACUUCGUUUACCGACAUCGUGGCUUUCCUUAUUGGUGCUACUACAGUAUUACCUUCACUUCGAUCAUUUUGCAUCUAUGCUGCGAUGGGCAUAUUGAUAACAUAUUUAUUCCAAAUUACAUUUUUCAUUGCUUAUUUUACCAUAGACUCCAGAAGAAUAGAACAAAAAAGAAAUGGGAUAUUACCAUGUAUCGUGCAUGAAAACUUUACGCCCAAGAUAUCGGAUCCAAGCAAUGCAUUCUCCUGGAAAUUUAUACAUGUUUUGUACCAUCGUGCAAUAUUAACUACGCCCGGCAAAAUUAUUAUAAUAAUAAUUACAUUGAUAAUGAUAUCGAUAAGUAUCGCGGGCUCGAUCCAUUUGAAACAGGGAUUUGAUCCAGCAUUAUUGGUGCCGAAAGGAUCAUACUUAGAUCAGUUCACAAUUAUAAACGAUCAAAAAUACUCCGAUCAAGGAUAUGAAGCUUUCGUUCUUAUGGGAGACAACAUUGAUUAUUCCUCUGAAUUCUCUAAGAUAAUAUCUCUAACAGAACGCUUAGAGAAUGCAUCUUUUAUUCAAAAUAUAGAACCUUGGCCAAUUAAAUUUGCAAAAUUUGUGUCGACGUUCUAUAACAUAGAUUUAAAAACCACGAAAAUUACAGAUGAUAAUUUUCACCACUAUUUGUCGAAAUUUCUUGUUAGCGGAACUGGUGGUAAAUAUCAGAGAAAUUUUCUUUUCAAUGAAACUUUCACAUGUGGUAAAAACGCUCCACGAAUCAUAGCAACAACCAUUGACUUUAAAUACAAACGAUUUGGGAGUCCCUCCCAAUGGAUUCCAGCAAUGGAUGAUAGUAAACAGUUGGUGAGUGAAGCGAAAAUUGAGGGUUACGCCACAGUGUGGAGCGUAAUAUUUGGACCCUGGACCUCCGAUAAAAUGAUCACUCAAGAAGUAUCACGAAAUCUGUUAUUGGCGUUAAUUUGUGUCAUGAGUACCACAGCAGUACUUAUUGCUGAAGUUCAGACUUGUAUUUGGAUUUUACUAAGUGUACUUCUUACACUGCUAAAUGUUUGUGGCUUUAUGACUUUUUGGGGACAACCAAUAAACAUGAUCUCUAGCAUUAGUCUCCAGCUGGCUAUCGGUUUAAGCGUGGAUUAUGCCGCGCACGUCGCACAUGCUUUCUUGCAUACAGAAUUACGAAAGGAUGACGAUGAUGCUCCUCGUACAACCCGGGCAUUGAUCGCAGUCAGACAUAUCGGGGCAGCAGUUGCAUACGGCGCGGGAUCGACAUUGUUUGCCGUAAUAAUGCUAGGAUUCUCGAAGUCCUACGUGUUCAUAGCCUUUUUUAGGAUAUUCUUGCUAAUGAUCUUGUUGGGACUCUGGCAUGGAUUGAUAGUGUUACCUGUAGUGUUGAGUAUUAUUGGGCCACCAAGUUUACGCGUGGCUGAACAACCGCAGCCAAUGUCCGUCUCUGUAGUUGACGAUGAAGAUUAAAACGGAGAUACGGAUAGUUUG
Molecule: messenger RNA, 3495 nt
Organism: Camponotus floridanus (Florida carpenter ant)
Lineage: Eukaryota; Metazoa; Arthropoda; Insecta; Hymenoptera; Formicidae
Product: NPC1-like intracellular cholesterol transporter 1
Exons: 9
Coding region: 619-3474 (951 amino acids)
Cellular component (GO): membrane
Source: RefSeq, a predicted model, not a curated record